This is a messenger RNA of Austrofundulus limnaeus, 1499 nucleotides long. It is a transcript of the gene cenph, whose product is annotated as centromere protein H. Gene Ontology annotation, biological process: chromosome segregation; mitotic spindle organization; kinetochore assembly. Gene Ontology annotation, molecular function: kinetochore binding. Gene Ontology annotation, cellular component: nucleus; kinetochore. The transcript has 9 exons. Bases 698 to 1417 code for a protein of 239 amino acids. The record is from RefSeq and is a predicted model, not a curated record. NCBI's taxonomy places the organism in Eukaryota, Metazoa, Chordata, Actinopteri, Cyprinodontiformes, Rivulidae.
ACUAAUGGUAGAGUUGGUUUGGAAAUAGAAAAUAAAGUAUUUACAUUCUCAAUAUUCUCACGUCCGAGUUACAGCAAAGACACGUUACGUAAACAUGUUCUGCGACCCAUUUACUGCAGUGAGAAAAUGGACAAAAGCGGCGAUAAACUCGUAAACAAUGCAGAAUUCAUUACAACCAAAAGCUUACGUAAAAAAUAUUUAAUGCGWUUUUAAUAAAUAGUUGUAGAAAGUGAUUAUCGCAACAAUACUGUCAACGCGAAAGGUUAGCGYUAGCUUGACAGCAUCAAAUAAGUGGACCAUCUGCUUCGUUUUUUAUCACAUUUUGCCUUGUUUUUAAGGUAAGAUAUUUUAACACAUCAGUAUUAGUAGUGUCAUUCMCAUUAAGGGUCGUAGAUAAAAACAUGUUUUAUAAAAGAUGGAUGUUUUAACUUGGUAGUUGUUUACGCCUGUCACUGUCAGCUGCGCAGGAAGAACCCGCGGUAAGGUAACAUUAGCUAAAUGUUUGACAGGAUUAUAGACAUGCAGACACGCUCUGUAGGGCUAUUUAAUAUUUAUUUAUUAUUGGGACAUGGCUUCUAUACUUAAGUACAGCACUGCGUUUCAACUUGACCAUGUAUGCACAUAAUACACGAGUUGUACUGUACUUUGCUUUAAACGCAGGUAUUUUUAUAUAAACUGUUGGUUUCUCCCUGCACACAUGGAUGCUGCGGACAACAUGGGGAGUCUAAAUCACAUGGUGGAGACUGUGGUGCUGAAUGAUGAUCCUGCUCCUGACAGCUCCAACACACAGAAAGAUGCUUCGCCUGCAGACAUGCUGAGAAUAAAACAGCAGAUGUCCAACCAGUGUUUUGAGAUGGCGAUGCAUGUCAGUGCAGGAAAAGGUAAAAAGACCUGCAGUGCAUCAGAAGCAGAGAGAAACUUGCCAGACUACAUCAGUGAGCUUGAACGGGUAAAAACGGCUCAUUUCAACAGCACGUUGGCACUGCACAGAAUGCAGACGUGGCACUCUUUAGGAGAGAAGAUGAUGCAGAGCGACCCAGAAGCAGAUGCCCUGAGAGCUGUGAGUGAUCGCUGCAUGGCUCUGUGCUCACGGAUAAAAGAACUUCAGGAAGAAACGAGAUGUCUGCAAGACGAAAUUACAGAAAUACAGAAGAGCAGACUUGAUAUGAAACGACUCACACAUGAGAAGAUGAAAGAGAUGGAAGAACUAACGUCGAAGAAGGAGCACGCAGACGCAGAAAAAUACAAAGCUGUGUUGGAGAAAGGCCAGGAGAAUCUGGAGAAGUAUAAAAAGAUGGCCAUCAUGACACAGAAUGUUCUCAGGGGCAUCCUGUUGGCUUGUAAAGUCAACUGGCUGGAUGAUCCUAAACUUCGAGACAUCGCUAUGACGCUGGAAGAGUUUCCUAUUUCUGACUAGAGACUAAAAGUCAUUUUAUUUCAUUUGUAUAAAAGAUCCUGUCUUGUAUUGUCUAAUAAAUACCCUUUAUCUGUAAAGCUGA